AUGGGCGAAGAAAAGGUCCGCAUAUCGGGCGAGUCUGGAAGAUCGCCCCAGUCCCCCAUUCUCCCGACUGUCAAUCCAAAUAUCGAGAAGCCACUGGAGCCGCCAUCAAACGGGAUACAUCCUGCAUUUUACGUGAUAGUAUGGAUUUCCCUCAGUUCUAGUGUUAUUCUUUUCAACAAAUGGAUUUUAUCCACUCUCAAAUUCGAAUACCCCAUCCUCCUCACAUCAUGGCAUCUCGUCUUCGCGACCAUCAUGACGCAGGUCAUGGCACGGACGACAUCGCUCCUCGAUGGGCGCAAGAACGUUAAGAUGACCGGACGGGUAUACCUAAGAGCGAUUGUGCCAAUUGGGGCCUUUUUCAGUUUGAGCUUGAUCUGCGGGAACUUGACAUAUCUGUAUUUGAGUGUGGCGUUCAUUCAGAUGCUCAAGGCUACCACACCCGUUGCGGUUCUUGUUGCAGGUUGGUUCCUUGGGCUUGAGAAGCCCGAUUUCAAGAAGCUCGGCAACGUCUCCUUUAUCGUUAUUGGUGUCGUUCUGGCCUCUUUCGGCGAGAUUGAGUUCGUCCUGAUUGGAUUCCUCUUCCAAAUGGCCGGUAUCGCGUUUGAAGCCGUCAGAAUCUGCAUGGUACAACGACUGCUUAAUGGAUCUGAGUUCAAGAUGGACCCUCUAGUGUCGCUGUACUACUUUGCUCCGGUCUGCGCUGCCAUGAACUUGACCGUGGCCCUCUUUUGGGAAUUCCCGAAGGUCACUUUGGCUGAGGUCUACGAGGUUGGUCUCUCGACAUUCUUUGCGAACGCCUGUGUCGCAUUCUUACUCAACGUCUCCGUGGUCUUCCUGAUUGGCAAAACCUCUGGCCUCGUCCUCACACUUUGCGGUGUCCUCAAGGAUAUCCUCCUCGUCAUGGCAUCCAUUCUCAUCUGGGGCACCAAGAUCUCCGGCCUCCAGGUCUUCGGCUACAGCAUCGCUCUCUGCGGCAUGCUCUACUACAAGCUCGGCAACAAAGAAAUGAAGCCUUUUAUUCAAGAGGGAACCCGCCGAUGGGCAGAAUUCGGCGCCAACCGCCCUGUCCUCCGGAAGCUGGUGGUAUUUGGCCUCGUCAUUGUUACCAUCCUCAUUAUGCUUGGUAAUCUUGCACCAGUCCACCCCAAGGCGUAUCUAGACGGCAUGAAGAGCCCCAUUAGCCAUUGA
Molecule: messenger RNA, 1188 nt
Organism: Venustampulla echinocandica
Lineage: Eukaryota; Fungi; Ascomycota; Leotiomycetes; Helotiales; Pleuroascaceae
Product: Multidrug resistance efflux transporter EmrE
Exons: 5
Coding region: 1-1188 (395 amino acids)
Cellular component (GO): Golgi apparatus; endosome; trans-Golgi network
Molecular function (GO): antiporter activity
Source: RefSeq, a predicted model, not a curated record